AUGUUCCUACCGAGGCUGUCUAUACCAUCAUUGCUCGCAACAAAGACACCCCUACAAUGCAUCCAAACACGAACAGCAGUCUCAGCACUCCGCCCACGCAAAACCAAAUUCCGUAAAGCAUUCAAAGGCUUCUUCCCUGUCCGCAUAGGGGGCUCGCUCAGAGGAACUGGCCUCUACUAUGGUGAUUUCGGCAUGCGAGUCACAGAACCAGGUCGUCUGUCAGACAUACAGCUAGAAGCAGCUCGAGCCGCCAUCCGUAAAGUCCUCAAAGCCGAAAAAGAUUUCAAAAUCUUCUUGACUGUAUUCCCACAUCGUCCUGUAACUGCUAAAGGAGCUGAAACUCGGAUGGGGAAGGGGAAGGGCAUGGUGGAUUACUUUGCUACGUGGGUAGCGCAUGGUAAAAUGCUGUUUGAGGUUAAGGGCGUUAGAGAGGAUGUAGCCAAGGAGGCCUUUCGAGUUGCGGGGGCGGGACUGCCUCUGUUGACAGAGUUUGUGACGAGGAGGCAGGUUGAUGAGGUGCCUGCUAGAGUGUUGCCGCAUUUUGUCAAGGAGAGGAUAAGGAAGUAUCAGGAGGCUACCAACAGUGGCAACAGCACGCCUACUCAUGCACCUCCUCAAUAA
Messenger RNA from Synchytrium microbalum, 621 nucleotides. RefSeq lists its product as uncharacterized. Gene Ontology annotation, biological process: mitochondrial translation. Gene Ontology annotation, molecular function: rRNA binding; structural constituent of ribosome. The coding region runs from base 1 to 621 and encodes 206 amino acids. The transcript has 2 exons. Lineage: Eukaryota; Fungi; Chytridiomycota; Chytridiomycetes; Synchytriales; Synchytriaceae. Gene Ontology annotation, cellular component: mitochondrial large ribosomal subunit; ribosome. The record is from RefSeq and is a predicted model, not a curated record.